This is a messenger RNA of Boeremia exigua, 2153 nucleotides long. RefSeq names its product cytochrome P450 monooxygenase-like protein. Bases 438 to 2027 code for a protein of 529 amino acids. The record is from RefSeq and is a predicted model, not a curated record. The transcript is spliced from 4 exons. Gene Ontology annotation, molecular function: iron ion binding; monooxygenase activity; oxidoreductase activity, acting on paired donors, with incorporation or reduction of molecular oxygen. NCBI's taxonomy places the organism in Eukaryota, Fungi, Ascomycota, Dothideomycetes, Pleosporales, Didymellaceae.
GCUUGAUCAACGGUAUCGCAAAACACAGCAGCGACUUGGUACUUAGUCAGUUAUCUUGAUUGGCUAUUGGUCUUUGCGACUAGCCGCGUAACUACUUUAGAUUUAGUGCUCUCGCUUUGGUCCUUACAAAAUCGGUGUUUGCAAUUUAUCGGUAAGUUCUCAUACAAUACGGGCCGUUCUAGCGAAGAUUAUCGUCUGAACGGAUACAUCGCUAACCCGGCGUAUUACUGCACCCCGUAUUUGUUGUACACGCCCACGGCGCCGACGACGGCUAUCGAGCUCCGUAUUAGUCACAACUGUGAAUGGAACAGGGCAUGGUAUCCUGAGGUAUGACUGUUCAGGUUGAUACUAUACUCUUCAUCUCACUUCUAUCGUGAUCUGGCACGUCCACGACCUCCGAAUCGCUUCAUUGUGGUGGACGCUGGUGACCGCCCGGCAUGUUCGACCUCUCUACGCUUCUGCUACUUGCGCCACUGGGCUUGCUUCUGCAGGUCCUCGUCUCGUAUCUCUCGAAUCCGGUUCGCAAGAUUCCUGCUGCCCAUCCGUUGGCGCCGUUCACGAGUCUGUGGAUCUCGUCGAUUCGAUGGCGGAAGAUCGAAAAUGCGACCUUGAAAACUGCGCAUGAUCGCCUGGGACCGAUUAUUUGCCUGGGACCGCAAGAGAUCAGCGUCAAUUGUGUCAAAGGUGGGAUCAGGGACGUGUAUGCGGGAGGGUUUGAGAAGAGGGAUGCAAAGAGUGGGUACAAUUGGUAUGGAUUCUUUACUAACUUUGGAACUCCUAACAUGUUCUCGACUGGAAUGAACAAGCCCCAUUCAUUACGCAAGCGCAUGUUGAGCAACAUCUACAGCAAGUCAGUGGUCGUUGCUUCGCCUGUGCUACAAGCUCAGGUGUCUACGAUACUAUAUCAGAGGCUUCUUCCACGUCUUGCCUCUAUAUAUUCUGGCGCAGGCAAGGGCGUCUUCGAAGUAUCCAGCUUGAUUAGCGCGAGCACCAUGGACAUCGUCACGUCUUACAUUUUCGGCUUGAAAGCAAGCUCGAAUCUUCUCGAUGACCCAGAUCAACUAACAUGGUUUUUGGGUCUGUACAAAUCACGCCACGGGUGGACUUUCUGGCCGCAAGAAUUUCCGUGGCUUACGGGCUUUCUGAGGAAAUGGCUUGGUAUCAGGUUGUCACCAAAGUGGGUCGAUACUGCGAAUGCGGAGAUCGAACAGUGGACAAGAAACAUGUGUGACUGCGCUGCUCUCGUGGUGCAGCAGGGUAGAGCGAAGACGGAAGAAGUACCGUCCGUAUACCAGCAGCUCUCGGCAGCAGUGGCGAAGGAGGCGAAGAAAAACGAUGUAGGCGAAGUGGAUCUGAGAUCUGUAAUAGCAAGUGAGGUGCUCGACCAUCUUGCAGCUGGUUUCGACACGUCUGCUAUUACACUUACCUACGUCGUACACGAGCUUUCCACGCACAAGGAAGUUCAGUCUCGCCUACAGCAGGAACUCCUCAACAUAUCACCCCGGCUGAACACAUCUUCGUCCCCGGAUCUUCCGGACCCAAAGGUUAUGGACGCACUUCCAGUUCUGCAUGCAGUGAUCUGGGAAACUCUGAGGCUCCAUUCAGCAAUUCCAGGCCCUCAACCGCGAUAUACACCACCACAAGGCUGCCAAUUAGGACCCAGUGGAGAGUAUUUCGUGCCAGGGGGGGUCCGAGUCAGCGCGAGCGCUGGUAUCUUGCACCAGAACGAGGACGUGUAUAAUUGUGCCAGCGAAUGGAGACCAGAACGAUGGUUGAACCUUGAGAAGCUCGACGAGGAGAAGCGAAAGGACAUGGAAACUAGGUGGUUCUGGGCUUUCGGCAGUGGUGGACGGAUGUGUGUGGGGUCUCAUUUGGCCGUGUAUCAGAUGAAGUACAUUGUCGCUGCGCUGUACUCGAAUUAUAGCACAAGCGUGGUCAACGAUGCCGGCAUUGAGCAGUCAGACUCGUACACCGCCCCACCCAAGGGCGACAAACUGGUGAUUAAGCUCGAGAAGCUGGAGUCGUAGUCAUCAAAGAUAGAUAGGGUAUCAAUGCAAAAGGUUAUGCAAGGCCGUUGUACCCCGCUAUCAAACAUCAGGAAAGUGGAGGCCCGCGGCGCAGCAACUGAAUGAGUGAUGGUGGAUAUGCACGCU